AGUGUAAGCCUCUAUAUAUUAAUUCAAUCAUCUUCUUCCUUUCUGUGUGUGUGUGUGUGUAUAUAUAUAUAUAUUCAGUUAAUUUCUGUUCUUUGCGAGGAGUGCAAGAGAUGAUGGAUGAGAAUGUAAGGCACUGCUUGCCACUGUACAAAGCUGCACUACAUGGAGAUUGGGAUACUGCAAAGAGAAUUUUUGAUAGUGAUUCAAAUGCUUUAACUGCUAAUAUUUCACCCAUAGAAGAAACUGCUCUCCAUGUCUCAAUUUGCGCCGGUCACUCCAUUGAAUUUGUGGAGAAGCUUGUAGAUAGAAUGCCAGCAGAUGAACUCGGAAUAAAAAAUAAAUUCGGCCAAACUCCUCUUCACGCAGCUGGUGUAGCUGGAAAUACAGAAGCUGCAAAGGUGUUGGUGAAAAAAAAUCCAAGAUUGACUCAAGAAAGGAACUCUGUUAAUGAUACACCGCUUCAUCUUGCUGCCGUACAUGCCCGUAAGGAAACAGUUCAGUAUCUUCUGUCAGUAACUCAGGAUGAGGAUCCAAGUCCUUUCGCUGACAAAGAUGGUGUCAAACUCCUCAAUUUGCUGAUCACUGCAGAUUUUUAUAGCAUCGCGCUUGAUCUAUUGAAGCUCUAUCCUGCAUUGGCACGCAGAAGAGACGGCCAAGGAGUUUCUGCUUUAGACAGAUUGGCCGGAAAGCCUCAGGCAUUCGCAAGUGGAAGUCGGCUUGGAUUUUUCCAACGCUUAUUCUAUCGUUAUUUUGCAUGUACUUCUGCAGACAAAGAAAGCGUCCAUCAAGGAAAAGAUGUGGAAAAUCCAGGCGGGCAUUUUGAAGAAUACCAAAAGGAAUCCAUGCACUUUCAAUUUCUGCAACACAUACAGAAAAAAAAUUUAUUGCAUAAGCAAGCAAUGGAGCUACUCAGACUUUUGAUUUCUGAAGCUAUAGAAGGGAGUGUAUUAGAAGCUGAUAAUCUAUUAGCAUCUCCAACAGGUAUUGCUGCCACAUUGGGCAUUCAAGAAUUCGUCACCGAGGUGAUUAAGUCCUACCCUUAUAUAGUGUGGCUCCGGAAUAGGGAUGGGCAAAAUAUUUUUCUUCUUGCUGUAAAACAUCGCCAAGAAAAAAUAUUCAAUCUCCUGUAUCAAAUGGGUACGCAUAAGCUUUUUACUACAACAUUCAUUGAUAAACAGCGCAACAGCAUGUUGCAUUUAGCAGGGAUGUUGGAACCGUCAAAGAAGAUUUCUGGCGCUGCUUUGCAAAUGCAAAGGGAGCUGCAAUGGUUCAAGGAAGUGGAAAAGGUUGUCCAGCCAUCAUACAAGGAAAUAAAAAAUAAAGAUGGAAAAAUUCCGAGGGAGGUUUUCACUGAGGAACACAAGGAUCUAGUUGGGAAAGGUGAGAAAUGGAUGAAGGAUACAGCUUCAUCAUGCGCAACAGUCGCUGCACUUGUGGUCACAGUUGUGUUUGCAGCAGCUUUCACUGUACCAGGCGGCACCAAUAGCGAACAAGGGAUCCCCAUUUAUUUAAAAGAAACAUCUUUCAUGAUUUUUGCUGUAUCAGAUGCCUUGGGACUUUUUUCUUCCUCAACCUCAUUGCUUAUGUUUCUGGGAAUACUCACAUCACGCUAUUCUGAAGAAGAUUUUCUCAAGGCCUUGCCAAUGAGGUUGAGCAUCGGUCUUAUCACAUUAUUCUUUUCAAUAGCCUCCAUGCUUGUAGCAUUCACAGCAGCCUUUCACUUGGUUUUGUUUCAUAGAGUGAAAUGGAUCACAAUUCCAAUUGGCCUAACAGCUUGUGCACCUGUUACUUUAUUUGCACUACUGCAGUUUCCUCUCUUGGUUGAAAUAGUUUCUUCAACAUUUGGGCCUAGCAUUUUCUACAUACAAAGUGAGGAAAUCAUAUUUUAGCUAUAGAAAAUGUCCUCACUGGCUUCAUAACGUUUCAUGUGAGAUAUGAUCACAUUCUGUGAGAUGUGCAAGAAAUAAACAGUAAUAAAUAAGUUUGUUGUACUCAGAAAAUUUUCUUAUAUUUUGGUUUAGUGUUGGAGUUUGUUAGAAUUAUUUAUAUUUUUACCUAAUCUUUGUAAUUGUAUUCCUCUGUUUUAUUACUGAAAUUUGUGUUUUCUCUUCA
Molecule: messenger RNA, 2112 nt
Organism: Hevea brasiliensis (rubber tree)
Lineage: Eukaryota; Viridiplantae; Streptophyta; Magnoliopsida; Malpighiales; Euphorbiaceae
Product: protein ACCELERATED CELL DEATH 6
Exons: 4
Coding region: 111-1889 (592 amino acids)
Molecular function (GO): protein binding
Source: RefSeq, a predicted model, not a curated record